Oncorhynchus gorbuscha (pink salmon) is the source of this 651-nucleotide messenger RNA. Its product is annotated as rho guanine nucleotide exchange factor 39-like. Lineage: Eukaryota; Metazoa; Chordata; Actinopteri; Salmoniformes; Salmonidae. Gene Ontology annotation, cellular component: plasma membrane. The coding region runs from base 139 to 651 and encodes 170 amino acids. The transcript is spliced from 4 exons. The record is from RefSeq and is a predicted model, not a curated record. Gene Ontology annotation, biological process: positive regulation of cell migration.
UCUCCUCUCUCUUUCCUUCUCUCCUCUCCUCUCAUCCCCUCCCUCCUCUGUCUCUCUCUGUACCCCACAGGACGCUGGUACCUGCGUGAGGGCUGGCUGCGUACCGUCCCCCCUAAAGGAGCAGAGGUCAAACCCAAGAUGUUCUUCCUGUUUAGUGAUGUCCUUCUCCAAGCCAAGCCCUGCCACCCUCUCCAUCCCACCAACGGAGAUAAGUUUGCUGGCCAGAGAGUCUACCCACUGAAGGACUGUACUGUGGACAAGGUGUUUGGGCACACCCAGAGCCAGGGCGGCCUUCUCAGUUUGACCUUCCCUAAAGCCAAGCUGCUGCUGAUGUCCAGCGACCAGGAAGAUAUCAACGACUGGUAUUACAGCCUGAGCUCUGCUGUAGGUCAGUUAAAGUCCAGGAACACAGUGGUCCAUCAGAGAGAUGAUCUGGUCAGGAGACCUCUACGCUGCUUUGUAGAGGACCAGAAGAACCAAACUACCCCCUCCACACCACCCACCACCCCAGGGAGGAAGAGGAUGGCCCCUCCUCCACCCCAGACCCCCUCCAGACCUACAGCUCCAGCAGAAGCAGAGGGCAGCGCCUCCAAGAGGAUGAAGCUGACUGGGGGCCAGCUGAGAGUGAACCGGCCAGGUCAAGCUGUGUGA